This is a messenger RNA of Chlamydomonas reinhardtii, 2777 nucleotides long. RefSeq lists its product as uncharacterized. The record is from RefSeq and is a predicted model, not a curated record. The coding region runs from base 379 to 2205 and encodes 608 amino acids. The transcript has 20 exons. Lineage: Eukaryota; Viridiplantae; Chlorophyta; Chlorophyceae; Chlamydomonadales; Chlamydomonadaceae.
AAUUCUGCAGGAAUGCCUUUUCCCUGCUGAAGCUGCCGACGAUGGCUACCUCGACGUUACCAACCGCUGUUCGAGACGGUUGGUGCCCUGGGAGUGUUCGUUUGGACCCGGGUGAACGUAACAAGUAAUUAUCCUUUCUAGCUAUGUGCUGCGGGAUUCUGGCAAGAACUCCCCUCGCUUGCAAUGGUUGACUGACGGGGAGAAGCGACGGUUGGCCGCGAUCGAUUAGCAGAAUUGUAUUGGAGGCGAUACUUGUACUCUUUGUAUUGCGCAUGCCACGUGAAUAGCAUUAACUUUGCGCUCGACUAAAGGAUUGCUGUCAGCUCGUAGCUGCUGACUCGCUCGCUCGCUACGGAGUGGCAAGCUUGGAAGGCAAGCAUGACCUUCUCGUUCAGGCGCCUGUUGCGUCUGAAUGCGGCGCUAGUCGUGGUGGUGGUGGCAGCUUGCAGCGUUGCCGCUGACAAUGCGCUCGAGGACAAACGCGACCGUGUCAAGGGCUGCAUGACGCGGUAUCGCGAGAAGGGCGAGAAGCGUGUGGCGGAGGAUCCCGAUCUGAGCCCUGGCGAGGGCGGAAACGGCAAGUCCAAGCACGGUCGCCUGGGUGCUUUCCUCCAGAAACCCGAGCGCACCGCCAAGCUGUCCAAACUGCGUGACACCACCAGCAAGUCCCGCAAGUUCGACCAGAUGGACGGCACCUGCAAGUCCAGCAAGGUCGAGACCAAGAAGAGCAAGGCCAAGAACACCUGCCACGGCAAGGGCAAGGGCAAGAACGGUGACGCGGACUGCGGCUUCCUGGCCCUUGGCGGCCCCACCUCAACCCCCUGCUCCGACCUGGACUGUCGCGAGGAUUGUCUGGCGGCCUCCAAGACGGAGGCCGAGACCUCGGCCGUGCGCCGCAUGCUAACCGCGGGUGAUGAUGAUGAGUUUGAGGACGCCGAUGACAUCUCCACCGAGGAGGACGAGACCCUGGACCUUGGCGCUGACCUGUUGGCUGACCGCGAGUGGGAGCGCGUGUGCGACACCGUGGAUGAGGACGUGAGCAGCGGCCGCACGGACAGCUACGUCGACUCCCUCACCGACUCCCCUCCCAGCGUCCGCCGCAGCCGGCGGCGCCUGAGCACAGAGUCCUACAGCCAGCCCAACACCCCCACCUACCUCAAGGACAACGGCGUGAUUACUCUGGACAUUGACUGCACCAAGAACUCGCACGGCCUUUGCCGCAUGGGCCAGGCGCGCUACCCCACCCUGUCGGACCCGCGCCACGCCGAGGUUACCAAGCUCAUUGACGAUAAGGACUUUGAGACCUGGGAUGACAAGGUCAACGACGCGUACUACCAAGACAAGAAGACAUCGACGGAGAUGGGCGCAUACUACACCGAGGUCCUGAUGGGCAUGAGCUACGCCAGCCUGGUGCUGGGCACUGCGGAGACCGUGGCCGGCACCACUGAGGCGUCUUCGGGCGUUGCGAGCCCCUUCUUCGCUGCCCUGGUCCAGUUCAACCCUUGGAAGAUGGCAGCUGGCAUUGUCAAGGGAGCUUUCGAGAUCGCCACUGUGGCCUUCGGCUCCGAGGCCAGCACCACUGGUGUGCACGACGUCGGCUUCAACUCCAUCGAGAUCACCUCUGUGCACGAGAACGCGCGUGUGGCCAUCCACAACCAGCACCAGGCCCUGCUGGCCACCAAGGAGAAGACCGAGGCCACCGCAGAUGCCCUGGUCCAGGUCGCCGCCGACAACACCCAGGUCAUUUUGGACCUGCUGGAUGUGACCAAGCAGUCUCUGAUUGACAAGGAGGAUGAGGAGUCCAAGGCCACGCGCGCGAAGCUGACCACAGAGGUGCUGAACGAGCUUAAGACCAACGUGCGGAAGGCAAUUGCGGACUUGAAGAAGUACUAUGAGGACCGCAUCAGCUCUCUGGAGGACGAGCUGUGCGCAUCCAAGGCCCAGCUGGCGCUGCUGGCAGAGGACCAGAACCAGGAGCGCAAGGUCAUCCUCACCCCCGAGGGCCGCCGCAACAUGUACAACAGCGCGCCCAAGGCCCAGCCGCCCUUCGCCGAGCUUGAGUGCAUCGACCCGCUGGCCUUCUGGGAGGGCUGCAGCGCCCGCAAGCCAGGUUUCCUUGACGUGGAGAAGCUGAUUACGAAGAACAAGCCCAUUGCUUCGUACGUGCAAGCCCAUCUAAUUGCUUCCACCCACAAGUUGAUAUGAAGUAAUUUGUGUGUGUUUGUGUGUAUGUGUGUGUGUGUGUGUGUGUGUGUGUGUGUGUACUGUACAUAGCUAGCUAGCUAGGUGACCGGGCAUGUGCUGUGGUUGCCGUCUGAGCGGCUGCCGCUGCUGGCAGAGGAAGAGCUCCGGACGCAUAUACGAAGAGCGAGGAAGUAGGACCUAGUCGGAUACUCGGAUACGGUAGGUCACGCACUUUCAGUUGUACAUACGUGCGUGACUUACAAGCGCACACAUACACGUUCGGGCGGCUCCAUCGCACACUGCCAUCGUACAUACCCGCGCGCGCCUGUGCUUGAGCGCCCACAUUUAGCGGUUGGGUUUGCUUGACGACCACAGACAAGUGGAGGUGGAAGAGACUUUGGCCGCGAUUGUGCAUCGAAAUGAGGCUUGUUUGUUUCGAGACAAAAAGGUGCUGUGUGAUCCAGAGACACACACCGCGUUGCUACAUCGCAUACAAUACCGUACGGCAUGCCCAAUUUCCGCCGACCCUUUGCACACCUUCUGCUUGACAUUUCAUGUGGCCAUGUAUUAUAUCUGUAUUGUUAACUACUUGC